AUGAUGGGGACUAUUGAUGAAUAUCAUUAUCUGGAUGAGAACAGCUCGGAUUCGGAUUCGGAUCAUGAUUCAGCAGUGAUGGAAGAUGCACAUUCGGAAUUAAUUUCGUCAUCCAUAACAACCAAUGGAUCAUUAUCGUUGAGUGAUGAUGAAAACUUUUUAGUCGUUACGAAAACAAAAAUCGAUCGAAUUGAGAAGUAUCUCGUUAAAAACAACAUUGAAAAACUACAAAAGUACGCCAAAAUGAAUGGACUGAUAUCAGAAUCAUAUCGGCAACAGAUUUGGCCUUUAUUAAUCCAUUUUCCAACAUAUUGUCCAGUAGAAUUUGAUCAAGUAAAUAGAAAAUAUUCGUGUCCGAUUGAUUAUUAUGCCGCAGAUAAAAAUCAAAUUGAAUCACAUAGAUACUAUGGUCAAGUCCGAAUGGAUGUUGAAAGAACGCUCAAACGAUUUCCGCCAAAUUAUUCCGAAUCGGAUCGAAUUGAAUUGCAAGAAGAGUUGAUUGUUAUUAUUGUUAAAAUGUUAAUUAAACAUGACUAUCUAAACUAUUAUCAGGGUUAUCAUGAUAUCUGUUUGAGUUUUUUACUUGUGCUGGGUGCAGAUCUAUGUCUUCCAUUUAUUGAUACAAUAACAAAGUCGCAUUUCAAAGAUUUUAUGGAGCCAACGAUGAAGAAAACUUGUGAUUUACUUUCUUAUCUAAUGCCACUUAUCAACUGUAUCAAUAGUGAAUGUGCGGAAUAUAUGCAAAGAGGCGGUGUUGGAAAUGUCAUGUUUGCAUUAUCAUGGUUCAUCACAUGGUAUUCACAUGUGUUAGAUAAUCUUGAUACAAUCCUUCGACUAUACGAUCUCUUCAUUGUUUCACAUUUUCUCAUGCCAAUUUAUGUUGCUGCUGAAGUCGUUAAUUUUCAUUCGAAACAAGUUUUAUCCAUUGAUUGUGAUAUGGCAUCAUUACAUCCAUACUUAACACGUUUACCCAGUGAUUUAGCGGUCAGUCAUUGGGAAGAGAUUAUCAAACGAUCUCUGCAGUUAUUUCGAAACCAUCAUCCAGAUACGCUCGAUGUACUAAAUGACGAAUGGAGAAGAAAAUGUGAAUCAAUCGACAAUCCUUCAAUGGAGACUAUUCUUCGCAGACGAUACGGCACAGAUUCUUCUCCAACUGAUAAUGAUGAAGGGAAAACCUCGGACACAAUCGAUCAUAACGAACAGCCUACUCCUCUACCACGUAUAGUUCUUUGGGGCGUGACGUUAACUAUAAGUGGCUUAGCUAUCUACAUAUGGAAUCAUACUCAACGAACAGAUCCGACGACAUUCAUCAGUCUUGGCGAUUUUCUUGCCCAAUUUCGCAUUGUUACUCGUGAACUUUAUUUUGUCGCUUUCUGUGUACAUAAUUCUACAGCGAAGCAAGAUGAAAACAGACUGUCAAAUUAA
Messenger RNA from Adineta ricciae, 1425 nucleotides. The record is from the annotation of a GenBank genome assembly. NCBI's taxonomy places the organism in Eukaryota, Metazoa, Rotifera, Eurotatoria, Adinetida, Adinetidae.